CUUUCCCCCCCCACCAUGGACUCGGCCGCCGGCGGCCCCGGCCCCGGCCCCGGCUACCCCGAGUCAACGGACUCCUCCCCGCGCAGCCGCGGCGGCGACUCCUGGGACGAGCCCUUCCCCUCCUCCGCCGCCGCCGCCGCCCGCCUCCGCCUCAUGUGCAGCUUCGGGGGCCGCAUCGUGCCGCGCCCCACCGACAAGUCCCUCUGCUACCUCGGCGGCGAGACCCGGAUCGUCGCCGUCGACCGCAACGCCACCCUCGCCGACGUCCACGCGCGCCUCUCGCGCUCCCUCCUCGCCGGCCACCCCUUCACGCUCAAGUACCAGCUCCCCAACGAGGACCUCGACUCGCUCAUCUCGGUAUCCACCGACGAGGACCUCGACAACCUGGUCGACGAGUACGACCGCGUCGCCGCCGCCGCCGCCUCCUCCUCCGGCGGCGCCGCCGCGUCCCGGACCUCCCGGAUCCGCCUCUUCCUCUUCCCCGCCAAGCCUGAGUCCUCCUCCUCCCUCGGCUCGCUCCUCGACGACUCCUCCAAGUCCGAGAACUGGUUCGUCGACGCGCUCAACAGCGCCAUCUCCGGAUCCUUCGACGGCAUCCCGCGCGGGAUCUCCACCGACUCCGCCUCCGUCAACUGCCUCCUCGGCCUCGAGGACGACGCCUCCCAGCACUCCCGCUCCGGCCCGCCGCCCGCCGACGACCCGCGCAAGCUUCCCGCCCCGGCCGCCGCCGCCGCCGGCCGCCACGACGUGCAGUCCGUGCCCGACUCCCCGAUGCUCGACAAGAACUCGUCUUUCGGCUCCACGUCCUCCGCGCCGUCGCUGUCCAAUCUGCCCCCGAUCAGGGUCAGGCCGGACGAACGCCAGCUCGCGCCGCCGGUCUCUGUAGAGGAUCACUUUGCCCAGAUGGGGAUCUCGGAGCAGCAGCCUCCGCCUGUGAUGAUGGGAUAUACUAUGCAGCAGCAACCGCCGCAGGCGCCGAUCCCCGCCAUGGGGGUGCCGGUGCCACCGGAGGCGCCCACCCGAGUCUUCUCCGACGAUGAGAGGUCUGAUCAUGGGGGUGGAGCUCGGAUGCCACAGCCCCCUAAGCAGGAGGUUCCAACUACUGCCGACCCCAACAACAGGGCCAUGUACUACAAUGAUAUGUCGCCUCGCAAUGAUAUGAAGCGGGACAUGCCCGUGGGAACUGAUGCGGCCAGCUACCGCGCGCCAGCGCAAGCUUCAGAUGCUGCUGUCGCUGCGGCCGCGGCCCAGCAGCCGCCGCCUGGCUAUGUCUAUGCACAGAUGCAGCCGCAGCAGCACUUACAGCAGCCGCCUCAGCAGCAGUUACAGCAGCCACCACAGCAGCAAUUACAGCAGCCGCCACAGCAGCAAUUACAUCAGCCGCCGCCUCAGCAGCAAUUACAGCAGCAACCACAACAGCAAUUGCAGCAGCAGCAGCAGCCUCCGCCGCAGCAACAGCAUCAGCCAGCUCCGCAGCAAAUUGUCACAGCAGGGAAUCAGCACUUCAUUCACAACCCAGCCACGGGCACGUUCAUUCCGAUCCAAUCUUAUUACCACCAGCCUGUGCCUCAAGCAGCGCCACAGCAGCAAGCGUAUGACCCAAAUACCGGCAUGUACUACAUCCCUAUGCGCCCGAAUGCGCCUCAGCAGUACAGCAUGCCUCCUCCUGGUGCUGCUGCCCCUAUGCCUGCUCCGACGCUUGUUGAAAGCGCACCGAAGCCAACCGUGCCGAUUGCUCAGCAGCCGGUUCCUCAGCAAUAUAUGAAGCCUGAAUUGCAGCAACCUGGUAUGUACCGAAGUGCUGUGCCUGCUGCCCCUGUUCCGGGGACUAAUACAGCCCCGGGGUACCCUGGAAUGGGUUACCACCAUGUAAUGCAAACCCACCACCAUCCGGCACAGCAGCCUGCGGCAACCAUGGCGGGGAAUUAUGGGUAUGAGUAUGCUGAUCCCCGCGCGCAGGUCUUCUACUCUCAGGCAGGAGCACCACCUGCAUCAUUGCCACCACAGUAUAAUCCCAUGGGAUCACCUGAUGCCAGCCAGGCUGACUUGAAUCAGAACCGCGGUUCAUAGCUACUGCAAUGGUGAAUUCUGGUAUGCCGCUUGUCCUAGAGGUAAUCCUGCUGUUACUUAUCACAUUAUUGUUUAUUACAACUUACACAAGUCAAUGGCAAACAGUGGAUGGUGUCAUCGGGCUGCUGUACAUUUGGGCUCAAAUCAAUCAUGCAUCUGGGGCUGUGACUAGAGGGGUUUCAAAAUAAGAUCCAAAUGGUAUGUUUGCUCUUGCCUUGUUGACACUGAGAGGGAGUUUCUGAUUGGUUCUGUUGAGGGUCCAGUUGCUGAUGUUGGAGUAAGUGGGGGGUGGAAGACCGUGAAGUGUUGGAUUACAGUUCCAAUUGCUUUGUCUUAUUUUUGAAUAAAUAUAUAGUGUCUAAAAAGCUCAGUAAAAAUUCGGAACCGAGAACUCAUCAUUUGUGUAGCCCUAUGUAUAUUUAAACUCAUGGAAGGUACUGAGGUUGAAAUUCCAGAUAUAUGUGUUUAUUAGCUUGCUUGUACAAACUUCAUUCGAGUUAAAUAUGAUACAGUCUUUGUCCCUUA
This is a messenger RNA of Lolium perenne, 2595 nucleotides long. RefSeq lists its product as uncharacterized. NCBI's taxonomy places the organism in Eukaryota, Viridiplantae, Streptophyta, Magnoliopsida, Poales, Poaceae. The record is from RefSeq and is a predicted model, not a curated record. Gene Ontology annotation, molecular function: protein binding.